Messenger RNA from Staurois parvus, 530 nucleotides. The record is from the annotation of a GenBank genome assembly. Lineage: Eukaryota; Metazoa; Chordata; Amphibia; Anura; Ranidae.
GGCGGGCGCCGGACCCCCAGGCGGAACGACAGGUCUCGGGCCCUCAGGCGGAGCGGCGGGCGCCGGGACCCCCAGGCGGUAGCGACAGGUCUCGGGCCCUCAGGCGGAGCGGCGGGCGCCGGACCCCCAGGAGGAGCGACAGGUCUCGGGCCCUCAGGCGGAGCGGCGGGCGCCGGACCCCCAGGCGGAGCGGCGGGCACCGCGUCAUCUGGCAAGGCAGUGGGCUCCGAGUCAACUGGUAUGACCGCGGGCACUGGGUCAGACAUUGGAUCGUCUGACCGGACAGCGGGCAUCGGGUCACCAGGCAUCAAGUCAUUUGGCUCGACAGCGAGCACCGCGUCAUCUGGCAAGGCAGUGGGCUCCGAGUCAACUGGCAUGACCGCGGGCACCGGGGGCAGACAUUGAAUCGUCUGGCUGGACAGCGGGCAUCGGGUCACCAGGCAUCAGGUCAUUUGGCUCGACCGCGGGCACCGCGUCAUCUGGCAAGGCAGUGGGCUCCGAGUCAAACUGGUGUAUGACCGCGGGCACUG